AUGCUUUAUAAUUUGAAAAUUCCCCUCAUAGGGGCUUUGAUAUUCUUCACAAUUUCCGUUUGUGCUGAAAACGGAAAAGAACAAAAGCUUAUGCGACCUAAAAGGUCAUUCGGAUUCCAAAACCCAAUUUUUUCAAGAGUUUUCAAUCCCUAUGAUAACAGACCUCUAACUGAGAAGUUUUUCGGAAGAAACUAUAUUCCUAGCUAUCAAGAAGAUGGUCCUCAGUAUUACUCUCUUUGGUCCUCCCAACCUGUUUUGGAAGAAGAACACCCAGCAGAGCAAUAUUCCAGCAUGGAAUCACCGUGGUAUCUGACAUUGAGAAAUAAGUUUGAAAGACCGUAUCCAGUGCAUCAUCAACCUCAUCCACAAGCAUUUAAACCUUAUCCGCAACCCACGACUUCUUAUCCAGAGGCUACUAAACCAUAUCCACAACCAUCAAAACCAUGUCCUACGUCGACAAAUGUAUAUCCACCUUCAAAACCUCAUCCAGAGACUUCGAAACCCUAUCCUGCCUCCAUAAAUACUCAUCCCCCAUCAAAACCGUAUCCAGAAGCUUCCAAACCUUAUCCACCAUCAAAACCGUAUCCAGAGCCUUCAAAACCAUAUCCAGAGACUUCCACACCUCAUCCACCAUCCAAACCGUAUCCGGAAGCUUCUAAACCUUAUCCACCGUCAAAACCGUAUCCAGAGCCUUCCAAACCUUAUCCACCAUCAAAACCAUAUCCAGAGGCCUCCAAACCUUAUCCACCGUCAAAACCGUAUCCAGAGCCUUCCAAACCUUAUCCACCAUCUAAACCAUAUCCAGAGGCCUCCAAACCUUAUCCACCAUCAAAACCUUAUCCAGAAACUUUAAAACCUUAUCCACAACCAUCAAAACCCUAUCCAGAGUCACACCAAAUUUCGAAACCUGCAAUCGGUAGAAUAUUUGUCGACGAAGCCAAGAAAAAUCUUAUUUUUGAUCCUGAAGCAGGCAAACUAGUAUUCGUAAUAAAUGAAGAAAAAAAAGAUGCCUCAGAUUAUAACAUCAAAAAUUCCCCACGCCAAGAAAUUGAACAAACUGGAGUAAAUUUCAUAUCAACAACGACUGUGAACUCAAUAGGUGAAGACAAAACGGCAAUUACCGAGAAUAAAUUCAAGCUUCUUCCAAAUUAUGAUAUUCAAACAAAAUUUAACAAAUGCUGUUCAUCAACUCAGAAAACAUUAGUAUACAAACCUAAAUUUCCAUUCAAAAUUAGUACAGAACAACUAACAGAUUAUAAAACAAUUCUGAGGCUUCUGAAACUACACAGAAAAUUUGUGGAGCAGGAAAAGGAGAUGCUUCAUGGUUCAGACAACCCAAAUUGGCCACCCAACGGUCUGCAAACUCUUAUCGACGAACAUAAAAAAUCUAAAAAGAAUUGUAAGAAGAAUACUACUACCAGUUCAGUCACUUCAGUUCAGAAUGGAUCAUCUCAAGAUGGAAAAACGACGGAAAAACCUUUCUCCAACAUAAUAUCUUAUAGCUUCCAUCAGAAAGAGUUCAGUACGGAAAAACCUCAUCGAUUCAAUAUAAGACAGAAAAUUUCAGAUAUUACCGAAAUACCUUUCUUAUCUAAUGAAAUUUCUAAUGAUUAUACACAGAGACAAAAAAAUUUAGAUAUUACUGAAAGACCUUUUCUAUCUAAUAAGAUUGUUCCACAUGAUACAAUGGUUUCUGAUGAUUCCACCCAAUUUCUUUCUCCACCAGGGUAUGUAAUUUAUCGAAAAUUUAUCAAUGAAUUUGUCAAAAAGGAACUCGCAACUACAUCAUCUCCUAGACCAGAUCAGGCAUCUUAUCAUUCUCAAGAUUAUCAAAAUUCUCCCUCCAGAGGACUUGAGCUUAGAUUCUUCAACCAAAAAUUUGACCAAUCCGUAUUAGAUAGUCUUAAAAAUAAAGAAAACGGUAAGAUAGACCCUACUAAACUUGACGAAAUCACUCAUACUGUUAUUAUUGAACCGAUAAGAAGGAAGAGACCGAAUAGGAGAAAAGAAUUCCAUACUCUUGAUUCUCCAUAUAAGGCUUUAAAUAUUUUGGAUAAAAUGUCUUCGGAAAACCUCGAUAACUACGACUCAAAUGAAAUCACUGCUUCUUCUGAUGGGUAUGGUGUUCCAUCGAUGAGUUUUGGUAAGCAUCGCAUCAACAAGAGACCUUCUGUAUUUUAACUAAACCAUAAUGUCUUCUAGAAUUGCCAAAUUCCAACUAUAAUCCAAAAGAUUUGUUAUCUACUAAUCAAAUAACUGAUCACCAGUCUACACUUAAGCCAUAUCCAGCUGUCAGUACUACAACUGAUUUGGAAUUUGACAUUGAAGAUGAGCGUAGUAAAUAUUUAGAGCUGGAUUUGAAACCACCAAGUUUUUCCAAUGUUGGUGAUAUUCCUCUUGGACUGAAUCAAAUAUGGGAUAACAAGAACAAGGAUCUUAUAGAUUCUUAUGGACAAAAAAUUUCCAAGAAGUAAACUUAUUAACUACCAAAGAAUAGUAGUGGUACACUUUUAA
Molecule: messenger RNA, 2514 nt
Organism: Harmonia axyridis
Lineage: Eukaryota; Metazoa; Arthropoda; Insecta; Coleoptera; Coccinellidae
Exons: 3
Coding region: 1-2181 (726 amino acids)
Source: RefSeq, a predicted model, not a curated record